GGCACGUUCUAGUCUUCUACUCUUCUCAAACAUCUAGAAUGUUCGCUGCACAAUAUUUUCUUAGCCGCCGUUUGAAUCGAAUCCAAUAUCCCUGCCUGUGUUUGACAUAAGUUUAAGACGCAGUGACGCUUAAAACCAGCUCGUUCCCUCGUGGUCGAUUUUUAUUAAUCACGUGUGAAUUGGAUUUGCGAUCAUCCAACCUGACCGACGCGAAUUUCGGCCAAGUCCGAUCAGCUCACUACAUAUUUGGAUACUUAACUGUUCGAUUUAUUACGUCCACUCGAGAUUUGUUGCCAUGGUGGACUCGGUGCCGGCAAUGUUUGGAUUGUUGGUCAGCGGUAGACUGGUACGGACAGAUUUUGAACGUUUAGAAGAAACAAAAUUUAUGAUAACUAUCAACUCUGCCGAAUCCGUGAAUUACAUUUGUGUGUUUUUGACUGGUCUUGUGCCAUUUCCUGAGGGAACAGCUGGUUCAGUGUAUUUCAGUUGGCCUGAUGAAAAUGCAAAACCAAAUUGGCAACUUUUGGGUAUCCUGUCCAAUAACAAGCCUUCUGCCAUAUUUAAGCUUUCAAAUCUUAAACAGCAUUUUGAUGUAACAAACCAACCAAUAAAUGCAUUCAGUCAAUUUCCAUCAAUUUCUAUAAAUGCUCAAAUUGGUAUAUCUAUUGAACCUCUCAUAAACGCUGAAUUGCAAACAACCUGUAUAGAAUCAACGCAAAAUUUAUCAACGUUUGUUGAGUUCACACAAAAAAUGGUUCAAAAUUUAUACAAUUACGUAUCUAGUUAUGCAGUUGAUGCUGGCCCACAGCAAACACCUAUGGUACCACUUUUAUUAAUUCAGAAAUGGUACGAAAACUUUGAAAGAAAGUUAAAUUUAAAUCCAAAUUUUUGGAAAUCAUAGUGUCUAACUUUUAAUAUAAACCUAAUUUAUCUUGAUACUUGAUUGGUUCUAUAGAACUUAUUUGAUAUUUUAAAACAAUAAAUUUUCAUUAUAUAACAUGUUAUAUAACUAUUUUAUAAGUAAUACACAGAGACUGUCUAUAUUAUUAUUAAUGAUAGCCUUAAAGUUUAAGUUAUGUGCCUUAUAUUAAUGAUAAGACUUAUGUAAAGUAAUCUAAAAAAUGUAUAAUGUGUAUGCUUUUAAAGUCUUAAAUAUUUAUUGAAAUCCUUAUUUUUAAUGAAUGAUUUAUUUUGUUUUUUGC
Messenger RNA from Myzus persicae (green peach aphid), 1202 nucleotides. Its product is annotated as protein OPI10 homolog. The record is from RefSeq and is a predicted model, not a curated record. Gene Ontology annotation, biological process: protein import into nucleus. Gene Ontology annotation, molecular function: nuclear import signal receptor activity; Hsp70 protein binding. Gene Ontology annotation, cellular component: nucleus; cytosol. The coding region runs from base 296 to 901 and encodes 201 amino acids. NCBI's taxonomy places the organism in Eukaryota, Metazoa, Arthropoda, Insecta, Hemiptera, Aphididae. The transcript has 3 exons.